Messenger RNA from Paralichthys olivaceus (Japanese flounder), 3773 nucleotides. NCBI's taxonomy places the organism in Eukaryota, Metazoa, Chordata, Actinopteri, Pleuronectiformes, Paralichthyidae. The record is from RefSeq and is a predicted model, not a curated record.
UCUCUCUAGGUUUUGUAAACUGAGAAGCCUCAGUCUGUCAAACAACUCUCUGUCCGAGUUUCCUUUGGCCUUGUGUGACAUCACCUCGCUCACUGAGCUCAACUUGUCUGGAAAUCGUCUGUCGUCACUGCCUGCAGAAGUUGGGACCAUGCACAAUCUGCAGACGCUCCUCCUGGACAGUAACUUCCUGAGCUCUCUGCCUAUGGAGCUGGGCUCUCUGGAGGGCCUGACCUACCUCGGCUUAUCCUUCAACUGCUUCAUCUGUGUCCCCGCCGUCCUGGAGAAUCUCAGAGGCAUGGAGAGACUCUGCCUGGCAGGGAACCAGCUCUCUGUCCUGGAUAUGGGUGGACUGCAGUGGCUGCCCGCUCACCACAUAGAUCUGAGAUUAAACCAGCUUCAAAAGGUGACAGUGGGAGACUCAGAGCAUCUAGUCCACAUUGUCCAGCUGGACCUGAGGGACACUGGUCUACAGGAGCUGGAUGUCAGCGCCCUCUGCAGGCUGGAGCUCCUCCGCUGCGACAGAAACACUCUGUCUCUCCUCAGAGUCAGUGGCCACGCCCUCAAGAGCCUGCACGCUGCACAUAACGAGCUGAAGCAGCUGGAGGUUGAACCUGUGCCAGAGAAUCUGACAGUUCUGGAUUUGUCCUGGAACAAGCUGGGGUGUGUUCCUGACUGGGUGUGUGACAGCAGCAGACUGGAGGUGCUGGACAUCAGUCACAACUCUGUAACUGAGCUGCCCAUACGGCUGCUGUCCAGUGGGAGCUUGAGGAAGCUGCUGUCGGGCUGGAACCAAGUGUGCCGACUGGCCGAGAGGCUGGAGAGAUCACAGCUCGAAGUCCUCGACCUCCAGCACAACUAUUUGACCGAACUCCCACACAACCUGUUCAUGAAAGCACAGAGCUUGCUAUACCUAAAUGUGUCAGCCAAUAAGCUGGAGAACCUGCCUGCAGCCAGCCUAUCAGAGGACAGCUACAGCAGCCUCGAGGAGCUCUAUGUGACCAAUAACAGCCUGACAGACAAGUGUGUCCCUCUCCUGACGGGACACUGCCACCUCAGGGUGCUUCACCUCGCCUACAACCAGCUGCAGACCUUCACUGCCAGUAAACUGGCACGACUGGAGCAGCUGGAGGAGCUUGACCUGAGCGGCAACAGACUGAGGACCGUGCCCACCACCAUCCUCAGCUGUCAGCGCCUGCACACGCUCUCAGCCCACUCCAACUGCAUCAACGCCUUCCCCGAGGUCCUGCAGCUGCCGGAGAUCAAGUGUGUGGAUCUGAGCUGCAACGAGCUGACUGAGGUGACUCUGCCAGAGACGCUCCCUCCGAAGCUUCAGGAGCUGGACUUAACGGGAAACCCUCGCUUUAACUUGGACCACAAAAGCCUGGAGCUCCUCAAUAAUAUCCGAUGUUUCAGAGUCGAUCCGUCUCCCUCAGCGACGUGUGUGAGCGAGAGCCACAGGGCCCCUGCAGUCUGGAGCCACGGCUACACUGAGGCCUCCGGAAUCAAAAACAAGCUGUGUGUCGCUGCUCUGGCUCUGGACGGCUUCUGUGGGAUCCGUGAGGCUCUGUAUGGAGUUUUUGACGGAGACAGGAACGUUGAGGUGCCUUACCUGCUGCAGUGCACUAUGGGAGACGUUCUGGCAGAGGAGCUUCACAGGAGCCAGAGGCAGGACGAUUACAUGACCAACACUUUCCUCACCAUGCAAAGGAAGCUGGGCACAGCAGGUCAGAGGAUGGGCGGCUCUGCGGCGUUAUGCCACAUCAGACACGACCCGGUGGCUCCCGGCGAGCACGGCGGCUGCUUCACUCUGAAGGCCGCUAACGUGGGCAGGUGUCAGGCCGUUUUGUGUCGAGACGGCAAAGCUAUGCAACUCUCCACCUCACACAGUGUCAAAGAGGAGGCGGAGUAUCAGAGGGUUCGAGAGCACAACGCCGUCGUCACAGAGGAUAACAAAGUCAGUGGUGUAACGGACUCCACCAGAAUCAUGGGUUACUCCUUCCUGUGCCCGUCUGUGACCCCCCGACCACACGUCUCCACGGUGACGCUCACUCCACAGGACGAGUUCUUUCUCCUGGGCAGCCGGGGAUUGUGGGACAUGUUGUCUCCCAGCGAGGCGGUGGAGGCGGUCAGGAAUGUACCGGACGCUCUGGCUGCUGCUAAGAAGCUGGUGACUCUGGCUCAGAGCUACGGCUGCUCCGACAGCCUCAGCGCCGUCGUCGUCCAGCUCAGCAUCACCGAAGACUGCUGCUGUUUCUGUGAGCCGCCGCCCCCGCCCCCCAGCCCCGGCCUGGGCGCACACACCAGCACACACCAUUACUCAGCAAGCGGUGACGGUGCUAUACCGCCGGCCUCCUCAGGAACAGUGAGCGAGCUGAGCAGUGAGUUCAGCACGUCCGAGAUGAGCAGCGAGGUGGGAUCCACGGCGUCGUCAGAGGAGCCGCCGCCUCAGACCGAGCCCCUGACAUGCCACCUGAACCUGCCUGGACGAGCCGGCGUGCGGAGACCCGCCUGUGGAGGAGGGAGCUUCCAGAGGCAGUUCUCUGGAGCUCUGUCCGACAACGGCCUCGACAGCGAGGACGAGGAGCCCAUCGCCGGUGUCUUCUCUAACGGCAGCCGUGUGGAGGUGGAAGCCGACGUCCACUGUCUGCACCGCCGUGACUGCCCAGCACCUCAAAUAUACUCUCCCACUCAGCCAAGCACAAAUAUCCCUCCUGCUGUGGCCUCGCUUCACGAGCCUUCACCCUCUCCCUUCUCCUCCCAGUCUCCCUCCCCCGUUCCUCCCUCCUCCCCCUGCCUCAGCGGCGAGGCUCGCUCUGGGACUCUGGGCCGAAGGGCUCGAGCUAACGGCUCAGUCGCCUGCCAAGAGAGGAACCAGGACCUCAUAGAGGAGGCAGGUGACGCCCCCGUCAGGAAACAGGGGGGCUACUUUAACGCACCCGCCCAGCCGGACCCCGACGACCAGCUCAUCAUCCCCCCAGAGCUGGAGGAGGAGGUGCGGCAGAUCAUCCAGCAGCAGCAGCAGCAGCAGCAGAUGCAGACGCACAACCAGCCAACGCACAACUUCCAGAAGCCUGCAGACUACUUCGUCACACCACUCUAACGUCUCUCCGCCGUCCUCAGCCGCUGCUUUCUCAUCAUCGAGCGUCAAGGACGGAGAACGGUGGAUUCAGGACAGUCAGUGUCGACACUCCCUCCAAAAACCUCAGUUUUCUGAUCAUGGACCAGACUGUUUCGUUAGGGUUUUUCUUAUUGACUUUAUUUUCGACUGUUAACUCUACGCCCCUUGAAAUGCAAUGCAAUUUUUUAUAACAUUUUAUGUUGAAUUAAAUCCACACAUGUAAUGACUUUUACCAUAUCUUUAAUUUGAAGAAGCACUUUGCUUAAUUAGAGAUGAAUUCUAUGUUAAAUGGUACUUUAAGAUUUGGACUAUAAUGUUUUUGUGGUUCCUCUGUCGGUCGUGGCUGACGGCCUCAGAUGUCGGAGUUAGUAAAAGUGUUUAACUAACUCUUAGGAGUUUAAUACUUUAAAGUGACCUCGUCACUGAAGCGUACUAAUAUUCUCUGAGAGAAAAGACGAUAAGGUUUUCCAGGUUUGUGUUUUUAGGGGUUUGGGGGUGUUCGGAGUUCGGAGUGGUGCUGCAGUGGUGAGUAAAUGCUGAUCAGUUUCAUACCAGCUCGAUACGUGUUCUCAGAACAGUUACAGUCUCUUUACAACGGCAAAUCGCACAAGAGCUACUUUUGCUAUGUAAUAAAUUAAAGUUUUCAGAUAACCAC